Meriones unguiculatus (Mongolian gerbil) is the source of this 1911-nucleotide messenger RNA. RefSeq names its product family with sequence similarity 167 member A (gene Fam167a). Bases 645 to 1292 code for a protein of 215 amino acids. Lineage: Eukaryota; Metazoa; Chordata; Mammalia; Rodentia; Muridae. The record is from RefSeq and is a predicted model, not a curated record. The transcript is spliced from 4 exons.
GCUCUGCGGUCGCCAGGCAACCGCCCUGACGCAACGCAAAAGAACGUCCCUUCAAAAAAGAACGGUGCGGAGAAUUCUCAGUGCUCGGGAGCUCGGGAGGCGGGAGCCGAGCUCCGAGGGCGGGCGCGGGCUGACAGCGGGGACCGCGACGCGGACGACUCGACUCGGGCGCAAGAGGUAUGCAGCUAGAAGCAUUGAAUCAUGAGUGGAGGGGCAGCCAUUAGCACACGACACUGAAAGCCAAGCCCUUCUGGGUGAAGGUCCCUGGGAGAACGCAGACCCACUUCCUGCAUUCCCUCCACCCUGCACACAUCCAGCAAGCACAGAGGGCUCUUGGAGGAGGCUGUCCCAAAGAUUCCUGCUGAUGCUUGUCUGAUCCUGCCUUCUGUGAAGCAUGGCCCCCACAGGAUUACGGGACAAAUCAUAGUCCCUGAGCCUCACUGCUGCUCUGGGACUUUUACAGCCUCACUUGGCUCCAAGUGCUGCCAAGCCUCGAGACUCCCAUCCCAACAAUGCCUUCGGGAGCCAUGGCCACGGCUGUAUGAGACCAUUUGCAGAACAGGACUUGACCCUGCUACCCAGCAAGCCUCCUCUCGUGACUUCCCCCUGCCUCCCAUGUCUGGCUACCAGGGCAGACCUAGAGAAUGUCUGUGCCCCGGAUCCAAGUGGAAGAAGUGGGUGAGAAAGACAGGCCAGCAGGGGCAGCCGUCCCUCCCGACGACCACCUCCUCAGCCUGAAGGCCCUCACUGAGAAGCUGAGGCUAGAGACCCGAAGACCCUCCUACCUGGAAUGGCAAGCCAAGCUGGAGGAGCAGACAUGGCCUUUCCCGAGGCAAGCUGCCCAGCAAGAGGCAGGUUUGGAGCAGGGAGCCUGUGGAGGUGGAGAGCCUUUGAUCCCCCUAAGGGAGCCUGGAGAGCUUCUCUCGCCUGCCAGGAGUGCCAGCAGGGGUGACAGUCCACUGACCACGGGCAAGCUGGAAGGCUUCCGGAGUAUCGAUGAAGCUAUAACAUGGCUCAGAAAGGAACUGGCGGAGAUGCGGCUCCAGGACCAGCAGCUGGCCAGGCAGCUCAUGCGCCUCCGCGGAGACAUCAACAAGCUGAAGAUCGAGCAGACCUGCCGCCUGCACAGAAGGAUGCUCAAUGAUGCUGCCUUUGAGCUGGAGGAGCGGGAUGAGCUGUCCGACCUCUUUUGCGACUCCCCUCUGGCAUCCUCUUUCAGCCUUUCCACACCGCUCAAGCUCAUUGGCGUCACCAAAAUGAACAUCAACUCCAGAAGGUUCUCUCUCUGCUGAGAAGCCUUGGGAUAGAAGGGGGACCAGAGCCAAGGGCGAAGUGGGGAGUGGGAACGCUCAGGCCAAGUUAGCCAAAGUAGAUCUCUCCGAGACCGUGCUGGGGAGUGAAAGGCCUCAGGACCUGGUGGGAGUAUGCCAGCGGCUUCAGCUUUGCAUUCCUGGGUCCUUAUAUUCAAUACCCAAAGAGUCUGCAGACACUAUGUAAGACAGGGGUCUGAGCAGGAUCUCGUGGCCUUCCCCUCCUGUGGCCUACUUUCCUGUGUUCUAGAAUCAUUGGUGCUAAGAUGUUGAAUCCCAAAGGGGAGCACCCCACUACACACACACACACACACACACACACACACACACACACACACAAAACUUGUGGGUUUGUUUUUUUUUUUUUUUAACAGAAAGCUCUCCUCAACAGAAGUUGGGAAGAUUAAAUUAUGUAAGGAGCACCAUCUCUCAUGUGCUGUUCCCACCCUCAGAGUCGUAGCUCUAAUUGCCCAGAGGUAGGUGCCUCGGCAACCUAGGCAGGACAAGAAAACCUAAAGGAAUAACAAGGUGGCACAUGGGAAUGCAGGCUUCGCUUUGAUGGCCACCAGCAUCCCUGGGAAGGGGCUCCACCCAGCUUCUC